GACGCAAAACCCCGUUUGAUCAGAUGGAUUCUACUCCUCCAAGAAUUCGACAUCGAAAUCAAAGACAAAAGAGGAGCAGAAAACACUGCUGCAGAUCAUCUCUCGCGCUUAGAAGACCCAGCUUUGGAGACAACCAGAGACGAGCAAAUCAACGAGAAAUUUCCCACGGAAUCCUUGGAAAUGAUGGAGAGUAGACAAGAGCCAUGGUAUGCCGACUACGCUAAUUUCCUAGCUAGCGGUAUAGUCACCAAAGGAUGGCCACAUCAUCAAAGAAAAAAAUUCUUUGCUGAUGUAAAGCAUUACUUUUGGGAAGAUCCCUAUCUUUUCAAAAUGUGUGCCGACCAGCUCAUCCGAAGGUGUGUCCAUGGUAAUGAAACAUGUGAUGCCUGCCAGAGAUCAGGUAAUAUUUCGUCCAAAAACGAAAUGCCUCAAAAUGGCAUUCUCGUCUGUGAAAUCUUUGAUGUGUGGGGACUCGAUUUCAUGGGACCUUUCCCACCUUCAAAGGGAAACAAAUAUAUACUUGUGGCAGUCGAUUACUUGUCUAAAUGGGCGGAGGCCGAGGCUCUUCCAACAAAUGAUGGAAGAGUAGUGGUAAAAUUUUUGAAAAAACUGUUUUCUCGCUUCGGGACACUAAAGGCUUUAAUAAGUGAUAGAGGUACCCAUUUUUGCAAUCAUCAACUCGAAAAAAUAUUAACAAGAUAUGGGGUCUAUCAUCGGGUCUCAAUGGCAUAUCACCCUCAAACAAAUGGGCAAGCCGAAGUGACUAAUCGAGGUUUAAAACGAAUACUUGAAAAAACCUUAGGAAUAAAUAAAAAAGAAUGGGCCGACAAAUUAGACGACGCUUUAUGGGCUUUUCGAACUGCUUAUAAAACCACUAUAGGCACAACCCCAUAUAAACUCGUCUAUGGAAAAAGUUGUCACUUGCCAGUAGAGAUAGCUCACAAAGCCUACUGGGCAAUAAAAAACGUGAACUUAGAUUUAGAAAAUGCCGGUAAAAAUCGAUUUUGUCAAAUAAAUGAAUUAGACGAACUAAGGAAUUAUGCAUAUUCUAACUCCGAAAUUUAUAAGGAAAGAAUGAAAAAUCUACACGAUAAAUAUAUUAAAUCCAAUGAAUUUCGGGUAGGAGAUCAAAAUCUAUUUAACAAGCUCGAACUCCUUCUUCCGGACCAAGAGAAAACAACCUUCACAUGUCCCUACGGAACUUUCGCAUAUCGACGCAUGCCAUUGUGUCUAUGUAAUGCGCCUGCAACAUUCCAACGUUGUAUGGUCGCCAUUUUCCAUGAUAUGAUCGAAAAGACAAUGGAAGUCUUCAUGGAUGACUUUUCCAUCUUUGGAGACUCAUAUGACCAAUGCCUCGAUAAUCUUGAACGAAUGCUAUCCCGAUGUGAGGAAACUAACCUCGCCCUUAAUUGGGAAAAAUGCCAUUUCAUGGUGACAGAGGGAAUAGUACUCGGUCAUAAAAUCUCAAGCGAAGGAAUGGAAGUUGAUCGAGCAAAAAUAGAAACUAUUUCUCGAUUACCUCCUCCAUCCUCCGUACGAGCAAUCAGAAGUUUCCUAGGGUAUGCCGGAUUUUAUAGAAGGUUUAUCAAAGACUUUUCAAAAAUCUCAAGGCCUCUAACAAAAUUACUUGAAAAAGAUGCACCCUUCAUCUUUGACAAGGAAUGCAAUCAAGCAUUUCUAACCCUCAAGGAAAUGCUAGUCAAUGCACCUAUCAUGAUAGCGCCAGAUUGGAAAUUUCCUUUCGAAAUCAUGUGUGAUGCAAGUGACUUUGCUGUUGGAGCAGUCUUGGGACAAAGAAAAGAAAAGCAUUUCCACCCAAUUUAUUAUGCUAAUGGUUUUUCAGGUUACUUUCAAAUACCGAUAGCACCGGAAGACCAAGAGAAAACAACCUUCACAUGUCCCUACGGAACUUUCUCAUAUCGACGCAUGCCAUUCGGUCUAUGUAAUGCGCCUGCAACAUUCCAACGUUGUAUGGUCGCCAUUUUCCAUGAUAUGAUCGAAAAGACAAUGGAAGUCUUCAUGGAUGACUUUUCCAUCUUUGGAGACUCAUAUGACCAAUGCCUCGAUAAUCUUAAACGAAUGCUAUCCCGAUGUGAGGAAACUAACCUCGCCCUUAAUUGGGAAAAAUGCCAUUUCAUGGUGACAGAGGGAAUAGUACUCGGUCAUAAAAUCUCAAGCGAAGGAAUGGAAGUUGAUCGAGCAAAAAUAGAAACUAUUUCUCGAUUACCUCCUCCAUCCUCCGUACGAGCAAUCAGAAGUUUCCUAGGACAUGCCGGAUUUUAUAGAAGGUUUAUCAAAGACUUUUCAAAAAUCUCAAGGCCUCUAACAAAAUUACUUGAAAAAGAUGCACCCUUCAUCUUUGACAAGGAAUGCAAUCAAGCAUUUCUAACCCUCAAGGAAAUGCUAGUCAAUGCACCUAUCAUGAUAGCGCCAGAUUGGAAAUUUCCUUUCGAAAUCAUGUGUGAUGCAAGUGACUUUGCUGUUGGAGCAGUCUUGGGACAAAGAAAAGAAAAGCAUUUCCACCCAAUUUAUUAUGCUAGUAAAACUCUUAAUGAUGCACAAGAAAAUUAUACAACUACAGAAAAAGAAUUACUAGCAGUGGUAUUUGCUUUUGAUAAAUUUCGUUCUUAUCUUGUUCUUUCUAAAACAGUAGUCUAUACAGACCAUGCAGCCAUCAGAUACCUCUUCAAGAAGCAAGACAUUUGUUCGAUUUUCAACUAA
Helianthus annuus (common sunflower) is the source of this 2721-nucleotide messenger RNA. RefSeq lists its product as uncharacterized. Lineage: Eukaryota; Viridiplantae; Streptophyta; Magnoliopsida; Asterales; Asteraceae. Gene Ontology annotation, molecular function: nucleic acid binding. The annotation marks the transcript as partial. The record is from RefSeq and is a predicted model, not a curated record. The transcript has 7 exons. Gene Ontology annotation, biological process: DNA integration.